UUUUAUUUCUUUUUCCUUCCCUCUUUCAUUGUUCACUCGCGAUUUUUUUUUGUUGGAACUUUUUUUUCUUUAUUUCUUCCGUUGCUCUUCUCUUCUCUAAAGUGGCCAUCUACCAUGCUGCAAUCUGCGCUGUCCGUGGCGCGAGCUCUGGCGCUGCCAGUAUUCAUCCUCGCGUCCUUUGGCGGCAUCACCCCUGCUCGUGCCGACGCGCACGUCACCACGGCUGAAUACGACUCGGCAAUGUGCCAAAAUAUGGCGCUCUGUGUUGCAAGCAUCCUGUGCGACUUUUUCGUCGUUUUCUUCCACAUGCGCACUCCUCCGCAUCCCAAGUUCCUGCUGCUGCCUGCACGUCGCUUCUCGAUCCACUUGCACUUGCUUUCGGGCACUACGGAAAUCAUCACGGGUAUUUGUGCCUUCUUUGUCGACGAGCCGCGCGUGCCGUCAAUGGUUGUCGGCAUUGUCGCCAUCACCCAUGUCGCGACUGCUCUCUACCAAACUCCCAUCGUCUUUGGCAGCAAAGCCGUCAUGAUCCCCGCGUACCUCGUCGCUGAGGGCCUGCACCUGUACUUUGCCAUCCGCCUGAUUAUCGAGCCGGAAAGCCUCACCUGGCUGCUCAACACCUUCCUGGUGCUCCACAUUUACGUCUGGUGCCGUGUCUUUUACUCGGUCUUUGCCGUCUUUGACGUCCUGUCCGAGCACCGCUACACGAUUGCCAUCAUGUUUUCGGGCUUGCUCAUCAUCCCUGCCGUGGUCGGCUCGAUUGGCAACUUGGCCGCCCUGGUGAUCAUUCUGAUCUACAACCUGCUGUACGUCCUCAUCAUGAAGCCGGACGAGGUGCAAAUGUACAAGUGGGUGGUCGAAAACCACCGCGAGACGCUCCAGGCCUUCCGUUCCCGCACGGCCAACCUCCUCACCAUGGGCGCCGUCCAAGCGAGCACCAUCGCUGCCAGCGGCGGCAGCCUGGCCACCCCAACCCCUGGCCUCACGGCCAGCGGUACCACCAAGGAAGGCGUCUUCUUCAGCGGGUCUGACCACACUGUCCAGACUGCGGACGGCUUCCGUAUCGCUGUGCCCACCACUCCUGGCAUCGCCAAGGCAAUCGGAAAGAAAGGCACUGGCGCGGGUGAAGCAGGCGACAAGGAUCCCAUCCCUGCCCUCCAACUCGCAUCCCUCGUCAACGCCAUCGGCAACCAGAACGCGAUGGAGACCAUGACAGACCGUCAACGUGCGCGCGCAAUCUUCCGUGUUCUCGACCGCGAUGGCAAUGGACGAGUCACAAUGGCAGAGCUCACCAACUUUUUCACGCUUUGCGGCAUGGAAGAGGCCGACAUGGGCUCGGACGGCACUGGACGCGACCUGUUGGCUCUGUUCUCGGACGCUUCGGAAAUCACCUUUGAGCAGUUCCAUGCCUGGUACUGUGACGGCUACAAUGGUCGCCUGUUUUCACAGCAAAUUUCUGCCGCUGCGGAGACGGACGAAGGCAAGGCCAGAAUUGUGUUUGACUUGCUCGAUGCAGACAAGUCUGGCUUCCUGGAGCAUGGUGAACUCGUCUAUCUGCUGAGCAACUGGGGCAUGCCCACGAGCGAGGCGUCGCAAUUCUUGCGCACAUUCACCCACGCGACUGGCAAGGUCAACUUUGGCGACUUUUUCGUCCGCAUGAAGCCGCUGUGGCAGUAUGCGUUCAAGAUGAUUGCCUCGGAUGCCGAGCGUGCCGCCCGGCGACAAAAGACGGACAAGGCGCUGCGCGAGUACUCGCGUCGUCUCAAGGCGAUGCGCGCCUCGCUCAAAAUGACGGGUGGUCGCUCUGCCGGCACGCACCAUGGCGCAAGCAAGCUGGCUGCCGUGAACGCCGAGUUUGACCAAGAGUAUGACACCACCACCAACAACAACAACAACAACAGCAACAAGCUGUCGCGACAAACACGAGGAGGCCGAGCUGCCGCUGCAGGCAGCAAUUCGGCCCCGCAGCCUGUUGGCAGCGGUGUCCACGGGCGUGGCAGCGACACUGACCGGCCGUUGCUUCUGGGUUCGGAGGAAAGCAUCCCGUCGGCCCUUCGUCUCAGCCCCGUGCCCCCGCGACGCAGCCAGCCCCACACAGCCACCGUGGAGAUGGAAAUGGUUCCGCGAGAGAUUAACGAAUCCUCGGCAGAGCAUCAGCCCGCCUCCACCAGUGCGACGACCACCAGCACCAGCGAGCGUGGUCCGGACUCGCCUGUCUCUCCCGACGGCCCCAACAAGAAGACACCAAAGAGUGCCAUGCGUUCCUCUGCAGUCCCCUCCUCUACCUCCGCACCUGCGCCCCGAGCUGUCAGCAUCUUUUUGCCCGAGUUUGACGAGAUUCCCGACACGACGAUUUGAAGCAGCCAAGAACGCUAUCGAGAGGCAUUCGUUUGUGUUUGUUGUUGCUGUUCGCAAUUGUUGUUGAAUUUAUUGUUUGUUUUUUUCCUUCGUUGAGUAAUGCAUUUGAGUCAGUUGUGUUGCGUUGCGUUGCGUGGUUGUUGUGAUUGCGAAAUGAAACUGGCAACAUUCAGAUUUCCACUUCAUUCGCUCUCAGAAUCGUUCUCAUCGCUCCAUCAAAUCAACAC
This is a messenger RNA of Capsaspora owczarzaki ATCC 30864, 2585 nucleotides long. RefSeq lists its product as hypothetical. The transcript has 3 exons. The coding region runs from base 115 to 2358 and encodes 747 amino acids. NCBI's taxonomy places the organism in Eukaryota, Filasterea, Ministeriida, Capsasporidae. The record is from RefSeq and is a predicted model, not a curated record. Gene Ontology annotation, molecular function: calcium ion binding.